GCUGUUCACUAGGACUGCUGGUAGUAGUAGGUCGCCCUCGACGCUCACGGCUGGAAGACAAGAGUGGAUCUUCUCAAGUGUUCCUUAUAAAAGGAAAAAAAGAAAAAAAAACACCAACUUUCCUGCGCCAUUGGAUGCACGUUACACGCGUUGGUCUGGAUUAAUUUUUCCCCACCUACCUGAAUUUGAGUUCUUUUUAAUUUACAUUAAAACCACAUCAAGAAUAAUGGGAUCCCAGGCAUCAAAGGGAGGAGUGGCUGUGGAGGGGAAAGCCGCCGAUGCUGACCCGGCUGCCGUCAAGACUAACGGACAGGAGAACGGCCAUGUUAAGACCAAUGGUGACGUCUCUGCCAAGGCAGAGGGAGAUGCCGCCACCACCAACGGUUCUGCGGAGGCAGCCAAGGAAUCUGAGGCUGGAGCCGGCGACGCCAUCGAACCUGCGCCCGCCGCUGAGGGAGAGGCUGCUAAACCCGAGGGCGAGGCCACCAAGGAGACCCCCAAGAAGAAGAAGAAGAAGUUCUCCCUGAAGAACUCCUUCAAAUUCAAGGGCAUCUCGCUGAAGAAAAACAAGAAGAGUGCCGAGGUGAAGGAAGAAGCUGCCGCUGAGUCCACUCCGGUCGCCGAAGAGAAGCCUGAGGAGAACGGGGCGGCUGCUGAGGAGAAGGAGGAGGAGGCCAAGGCUGAGGAGACACCCGCCCCUGCCGAGACCCCCAAGGCCGAGGAACCCGCUGCCAAGGCUGAGGAACCUGCUGCCCCGAAGGAAGAGGCUGCUGCACCUGCUGCAGAGCCCACAAAACCAACAGAGGAGACCAGCUCAACAUUGUAG
Sinocyclocheilus grahami is the source of this 826-nucleotide messenger RNA. Its product is annotated as MARCKS-related protein-like. The record is from RefSeq and is a predicted model, not a curated record. NCBI's taxonomy places the organism in Eukaryota, Metazoa, Chordata, Actinopteri, Cypriniformes, Cyprinidae. Gene Ontology annotation, molecular function: actin filament binding; calmodulin binding. Gene Ontology annotation, biological process: actin filament organization; central nervous system development. Gene Ontology annotation, cellular component: cytoplasm; plasma membrane. The coding region runs from base 227 to 826 and encodes 199 amino acids. The transcript is spliced from 2 exons.